UUCGCUCCCUAGUUGUUUACUUCCGGGUCGUCUGGCCACUGCGUUGUAGUGUCCGUCAUGUUUUCACGUUUGUGAUAAUUUUUCGAGUGCUCCCAAGUUAGUUUCGCCAAAAACCUAUAUAUUAUUUAUUUUGGGGUAGCAGCGGUACUUUCAUCACCACAAUGACCGAGGAUGUCCAGAAACACUCGGUCCACACUCUGGUCUUCAGGUCUCUUAAAAGGACCCAUGAUAUGUUUGUGUCGGACCAUGCGAAGUCUGUCGCCCUGGAUGAAGAAAGCCAUAAGAUGAAGAUGGGUGUGAAACUGAAAGCAGACUACAAUGCAGUUUUACACAUGCCCGUCCUGAAGGAAGGCAAAGACCGAGUGUCACAGCUUCCAGGCGGCAUGCACGGACACCAGAGCUACACACAGCCAGGUGAUGACCCAGAAUACCUGAUAACCGGCACACAUGCGUACCCCUCUGGACCUGGAGUGGCACUAACUGCUGACACGAAGAUGCACAGAAAUCCCAGUGAGGGAGGAGUUCACUCCAUGACGUUGGCGUUGCCGCCCUCACAAGCCAGGCAGGACGCCAGCCGCACUGCAGCCAGCGUUGGAGACAUCCAUCUACACGCUGGAAUACCAGAGAGAUCUCGUCCUCAUUCGACUGCAGUGUCGAUCUUGGAAGGAGGUGGCACCAGAAACUCUGCACUCAUGAGGAGAGCACCAACGAUGCCCAAACCUCAGUGGCAUCCGCCAUGGAAACUGUUUCGGGUUAUCAGUGGUCACCUGGGCUGGGUGAGGUCCAUUGCUGUGGAGCCUGGAAAUCAGUGGUUUGUUACAGGGUCCGCUGAUAGAACAAUUAAGAUCUGGGACCUGGCCAGCGGCAAACUGAAACUGUCUCUGACCGGACACAUCAGUACAGUGCGUGGUGUGGCCGUGAGUAACCGCAGCCCUUAUCUGUUCUCCUGUGGAGAAGACAAGCAGGUCAAAUGCUGGGAUCUGGAGUACAACAAGGUCAUCAGGCACUACCACGGUCACCUCAGUGCUGUAUAUGAUUUGGAUCUGCAUCCCACCAUCGACGUACUUGUGACGUGCAGCAGAGACGCUACAGCAAGGGUGUGGGACAUCAGGACCAAAGCUAACGUGCACACACUCACCGGUCACACCAACACUGUGGCUACAGUGAGAUGUCAAGCAGCAGAACCACAAGUCAUCACAGGAAGCCACGAUUCAACCAUCAGGCUGUGGGAUCUGAUCGCUGGGAAAACUAGAGCCACUCUGACCAACCACAAGAAGUCUGUCCGAACUCUGGUGCUGCACCCGAGACAAUACACAUUUGCCUCGGGAUCCGCCGAUAACAUCAAGCAGUGGAUGUUCCCAGAUGGCAACUUCAUCCAGAACCUGUCGGGCCACAACGCCAUCAUCAACACCCUGGCUGUUAACUCUGACGGCGUCUUGGUGUCUGGAGCGGACAACGGCACCAUCCACAUGUGGGACUGGAGGACGGGAUACAACUUCCAGCGGAUCCAUGCGGCCGUGCAGCCCGGGUCUCUGGACAGCGAGUCGGGAAUCUUCGCCUGCAUGUUUGACAACUCGGAGAGCCGACUGAUCACCGCAGAGGCCGACAAGACCAUUAAAGUUUACAAAGAGGACGACACCGCUACCGAAGAAAGCCACCCAAUCAACUGGAAACCAGAAAUCCUCAAGAGAAAAAGAUUCUAACCAUUGUUUCUUUUUGUUUUUUUUCCUCUUGUCACAGUAACAACUUACAUUGUAUUUUUACUGACUCUUGUAGUAGAUAUGCCCAGCAAUUCUCAUUUGCUUUAAAAUAUUACGGCGCCUCUAACAGAAGCAGCAACAGGAUGAUUGCGCGCGUUAUUCUAAAAACCAUCUGCAGUCCUCGCUGUAUGACGUUAGUCCCGUAAAGUUGCCGUGUUGAACAGCCAGGAACAACCCGGAGUGUUUGUUCUUGAUGACAACGGCUCUCUGAUGGCUCUGGUCACUCUGGUCCACCAACAGAAGCCACUUCUCACACUCAGAAGGGCAGACUUCAGAGUGGACCUGGUUCAUAUUGGCAUCAAAUCCUGCAGCAAAGAAAGAAGACGGUGUGUUUGAAAAUAUUCUUUUUCUUUUUUGUUUGUAUUGACUCAGAUUUGCCAGUUGUACAGAUGUGGACGUAACUGUUCCUCCUUUUUUUCUGGCUUUGCAUUUGAAUAAAGACCCACAUUUUUUCGA
Mugil cephalus (flathead mullet) is the source of this 2216-nucleotide messenger RNA. It is a transcript of the gene plrg1, whose product is annotated as pleiotropic regulator 1. Gene Ontology annotation, cellular component: catalytic step 2 spliceosome; Prp19 complex; precatalytic spliceosome. The coding region runs from base 162 to 1703 and encodes 513 amino acids. The transcript is spliced from 15 exons. Gene Ontology annotation, molecular function: protein binding. NCBI's taxonomy places the organism in Eukaryota, Metazoa, Chordata, Actinopteri, Mugiliformes, Mugilidae. The record is from RefSeq and is a predicted model, not a curated record. Gene Ontology annotation, biological process: mRNA splicing, via spliceosome.